UCGAUUUUUACCUCAUUGGGCUCGACUGAAACGAGGCGACCCGGAAAAAUGGCGCCCUCUUACAUGGACGUGGAAACCCAAAGCUAUACUGAAAACAUGAAGAAAUAUUUUCAAGAUAAUUCCCGAACGAAAGAUUUUGUUGGGCAUUCAGCAAAGGUACACUCUGUGGCAUGGAAUUGCACUGGGCGAUAUCUGGCUUCUGGUUCUUUUGAUAAAACUGUCAGCAUUUUCAAUCUGGACAAAGAUAGACUGCUUAGAGAAUCAAACAUGAAAGGUCAUACUGAUAGUGUUGAUCAGUUGUGUUGGCAUCCAAGUCACCCUGACCUUCUGGUUACUGCUUCUGGAGACAAAACCAUCAGAGUCUGGGAUGCAAGAGCCAACGGCAAAUGCAUGGAAGUUGUUAGUACUAGGGGUGAAAAUAUCAAUAUUUGUUGGAGUCCAGAUGGGCAAACCAUUGCUGUUGGAAACAAGGAAGAUCUCAUAACAUUUGUUGAUACCAAAACUUUUCGAACUAAAGCAGAAGAACAGUUUAAAUUUGAGGUAAAUGAAAUAUCUUGGAAUAACACCAAUGAUUUGUUCUUUUUAACAAACGGUCAUGGAUGUAUCAAUAUUCUAAGUUAUCCUGAUCUUAAACUGAUACAUACGUUGAAUGCACACCCAGCAAACUGCAUCUGCAUCAAGUUUGAUCCUAAAGGAAGGUAUUUUGCUACUGGAAGUGCAGACGCACUAGUUAGUCUUUGGGACCUAGAAGAGCUUGUCUGUCUGCGAACGUUUUCUCGUCUAGAUUGGCCGGUGCGGCAACUCGGAUUUAGUUAUGAUGGACAAAUGCUUGCGUCUGCUUCAGAAGAUUUGUUUAUUGACAUUGCGAUGGUGGACACAGGAGAAAGAAUCGCCGAAGUUCACUGUUUGGCUCCGACGUUUACAGUAGCCUGGCAUCCAAACAAGUACUUGCUUGCCUUUGCAUGUGAUGAUAAAGACAAGCACGAUCGGGAUGCAGGCACAGUUCGGCUUUUUGGUAUCUCCAAUUCUUCAAGUUAAAUAUUUGGCUAAAUGAAAAUCGUAUACCGAGCUUGCUCGUGACGUCAGAAUCACACAGUAUCAUUUAAAAGUAAACAGGACAACAUCAAUGGAGAAGAUAUUCCAAUUCCAAGACGUAUGUAACUGUUGGCAUUCUCGUUUUCCAAAUAGUUAUUUCUAGCAAAGGCCUGUUAAUGUUUCUUGUAAAUAUAUUGGUAAUUCAAUCAUUUGUAAAAUUUUAACUUACUUUGACGAAGGACUCAGGUAUGGCACAUGUCCCUCUCCUCUAGCCCUCUAGCCCUCUACCCACUAGCCCCUCCCAUUUUGAUUUCCAUAAAUAAAUUGAUAGUGUGAAUAAAUUCUCUGAUAAAUCAUUUGCUGUUUAUAACCAGGUCGUCUUGAAUCUUGAUCCUGAAUUCAUGAAUAUUUCUACCAUUUGUCAUCCUUCAAAAGAUGUAUUUUCUUUUUCGAGCAAAAAGUGUGCAAAAUAACAAUAUUUGAGAAACUGGCAGAGGAAAGACUAUAAAAACAAACAAAAAUGAUCAAGAAGUACAUUUUUUCGAAAUCUACACUGUAGUAGUUCUAAUGUCAACGUUUUCUUGAGCCACUUGACUCUUCCCUUGGAUAGGGUCUGUGGACUUGCAGGGCGCUGGGCCUUCUUCUUCUUGGAUGGGCAUAACUACUCCAUCCUCGUACUUGUUUUGUUCUGGAGGCACUACUCCUCCAUCCCCAUCAUUGAUAUGAUCAGGGAGCUGAUUUUCAGCAAUCUCUCCAUCCCCGUCAUUGAUACGAUCAGGGAGCUGAUUUUCAGCAAUCUCUCCAUCCCCAUCAUUGAUAUGAUCAGGGAGCUGAUUUUCAGCAAUCUCUCCAUCCCCGUCAUUGAUACGAUCAGGGAGCUGAUUUUCAGCAAUCCUCCAUCCCCAUCAUUGAUAUGAUCAGGGAGCUGAUUUUCAGCAAUCUCUCCAUCCCCGUCAUUGAUACGAUCAGGGAGCUGAUUUUCAGCAAUCUGUUCGUCCCCAUUUAUGAGGGGCACGAUCGUUUCAGUUGGAACUCCAGCUGGCUGCAACGAACUUGUUGGCCGACGCAAGUUUCUAAUAUAACGCCGGCUUAACUGGAACACCACUGUUAAUAAAAAUUGUGUAAAAUUAUACUUAUGUUUCUCUGAAUAAGUUAGAAAAAGAUAAGCAAAUUUCUUAUUAUACAAUACAACUUAUAACUUAAAUAUUAUAUUAUAUUAUAUUAUAAAUAUUAAUAUUAUAUUAAAUAUUAAAUAUAAUUUAACUAUUUUAUUUAAAGUGAACAAGUAGAAGAAGGCAGAUACACUUUGAAGAACUAGUCUUCGAAUUGAGUUUUUGCGCUCUUUUCAUUUUCAGCGCUAUGCUAACAUGUUUUGACCGUUACCUGGUCGUCUUCAGAUCAACUAAAUAAUUAUAUUAUUUCUAUAAAUAUAUAUUCAAUAGCUCCUUACUCUUAAAGUUUUUUAAAAUAUAAAUAGAUACUCAAUAAAAAAACAACUUGGUUGACGUUUCGCUGUAAGCUUCUCCAUAAACGUUUUAAAGGUAACUAAAUAACAUGGAUUUUUCAUGCUUUAUUAAUAGUAACAGUCAAAACCUGGUUUUAAACAUAGCUAAUCCGGAUAGAGAUUUUGUCUUGUUAUAUGUCAUAUGUUGGAGAGCGUUCCCUGAUCAUAGGGGACCUGUGAUGUGUUUAGUAAAUACAGUUAAAAACUCCUUGGGGUGUAUGACACAUGGUCAAUCGUAUUAUCCCAUCAGGAUUCUCUAGUUUUUUGGCUAGGCGUUUGUUAAGAGAUUUGUAAAUGUUUAAAGCUGUACCAUAACCGAUAAGGCCGACGCCUACGAUGGUGCCAAUUAAUCCCAAGUAAUUGCUGCUUCUUCCGUCGCCAAAGUUCCGGUAGUCGGGCUUUUUCUAAGCACGACACUGCGCGAUCCAACACUACUGGGUCCUUUUGUGGAACCAUGACUUCUCUGUCUGUGUCCGGAUCCGAUACUGCUAGGUCCUGUCGUGGACCUGGCAAUUUUGUUUCUGCGGUUGAAUUGGCCUUUGUUGUCUUUGCUGAAAGGUAAAAGAAGUAACCACUCUAGCAACAAUAGGUACAACUUGGUCUGGUGUUUUGUUUAUAUGCUGCUGGGAAUUCCCCUCCUUAAGGAAGCGAAAAUUCGAGCAAAGUCCAACACGUACCCAACACGUAGCCUGCGUGCAGAUUUUACAAAUAGAGGAAAUUGUCAUUACCUGGGUUGUCACACCAAGCAAUAUUUGCCUACAUUAUCAAACGUGUAAAUCAUGGUCAGAAACUAUGUUUCCAUCCUCAAGAAUAAGGCAAAAUAAAUAGGAGGCGGGGUAAGAUAAGGACGAAAGGCUUUCGAUACGCAGCGAGGCCGGUGAAUCAUAGUCGGGGAAGACCAGAGGUGAAGAAAUUUUAUAAAGUGAAAACAUAACUUCGAAAAGCAAACUCAAUCUGUAGCUGUCGCUGUAGCAGUUAUUCCCUCUCACAAAUAGCGUACGAGAUUUCCACGAAAACAAUAGGAUUUCCAGGGAUUUUAGAUAAAACAAAAGGAUUUCCACCAAAGGUGUAUGAGAUUUCCAUAGAGUGAUUUGCGCCUCAGCACUUACACUCUCCUACAGGUAUAAAAAUACACCUGGCACGAAGAUAUCUUGCUUAUACUAACAACCUGCUACUCAGAAAAUAAUUGUUAACUUUUGAUCACGCGGGAUCCAUGAGCUCUCAAAAUGCUAGCUAAGAGCGAAUGAUUGAAAAAAAUGAAAAAACUUACGACAACAUUGCUUUAGGCAUCCGCGUAUUUUGGGGCAAUACUUAUUGCAUGCCCACUCUACUCCUAUGUAUAGGAAUGUGCUGUUUGACUCCUUCAAAUCACAGGCUUCAUAGCCGUGGCUUACAGCCACGGCCAAAAGAAUUAUUAUUUUAUAUAGUUGAACGUUUCCCCACUUCGAUUGCAUUACUCUCCGGAAGAAGGCAGAAGGCAGAUACGCUUCCCUUGAUAUAUGAAGUGGUGACCGGAAGUGCGGUGAACUGAAGAAGUCCCAGCCAAUCAUGUUGCUAGUUGCCUAACAUUCUUUUGAGAGAACGACAUCCUUCCUAGAUUCAAAGAGCGUGCGCAUGGAACGAAGCCAAUAUUACGCACGCUCUCUGAGUCCAGGAGCCCCCAUUAAUUGUUAAACUUUAGUUUAAUUCCUUUAUAACAGUGUACUGAAUGAAAAUAUAUAAUGUGCAGCCUCCAAUCCCCCAUUAUGAAUUUCCGUGGAGGAAAAGUAAGAAAAGGAGAAAAGGAAUAGUCACUACCACCUGUUUACAAACGAACCCCCGAAAUGUCCCUUGUGGGAUUAUGGGGUUGCCCAGCUGCAACUCAAUUUGUUUACUGCUUAAUCAAAGCUAAUGUCCCACCCACAACAUUCAAGGGGCACUUGUUUCCUUUUCAUGCCUGGGCUUGAUAAGAUUUGUAUGAUUAACUUGCAGCAUUGUCCCCAACUUAUUUAGAGUAACAAGUCCUUUCCCUAGCUACUUUCAAUAGUUGCGGCGGGGAAGGUGAUAGAAACGUCUUGACUACGCUCAUGGCAAAAAGAAAGAUGGGCCUGUGAUGACAUCAUUAAAAUUGUGGAUGUUAUUGCUGUUACUUUUAGGAACUUUGCUGUAACUUUUUGGGGCCCUCUCACUCUCAGUUCGGGGCCCGAGGCAACUGACUGGUUUGACCAUGUCUUCCGAAAUUAUCAGUCGCACCAGCUCCCCCCCCCUCCACAAGAUUUACCUGUAUGUUUCCCCAUAAUUUGUCAUGUGCCGAAGUCCAUUUUUCUCAUACUCAAUGAUCCACUUCAAAGGUAGGCCCAAUAUUCAGUGAGAAAAAGUCUUGCGAAAUUUCGGGUCAAAGGGUUUUUCCCGGAUAGCUUUUUCUCGUCCUUUUUGCGCUAGGCACCCGCUGUGGCGAUUCUUUUCGCAGCCAAUCAGAUGUGACGCCUAUUCAGAAAGUCAGAGAGGCAUUUAUGCUUUAGCCUCUAGCUUCGACUACAGUACAGUAACCAGUUUUGUGUCGGUGACUGCGCAGUAAAAAAAAUAAACGAGCAAAAGUUAUCAAUUUUCUCCUUUUUUCUAAAUUAAUUGAAGUUGAUGUUAGGCUGUGCCCACAAACUGCCGUUGGAAGUACUUCAAUGUUUAGUUGACAAAGAACCAUUCAGUAACAAAUCAAAAUGGCCGUCCUGACAUUUGUCAUCAUCGCGGCCAUAAUGGUGUUAUUCACAGAAGGAAGACCUGGAUGCAAAACUGUCGAGAAGAAAUUCCUUUACGACGGUCAACUGUGGGAUUGCAAGGAAUACUGCGACAUUGGGUUCCCAGGUUGCAAAGAUCAGUGCUGCGUAAAUAAACACUCACUUCCUGGUACAAAUAGCAGUAUUGCAGACAGCAAAAGCAGUAACAUUGAUUUCGGAGCCAUAAUCGGUGGAACAGUUGGUUCAGCAAUUUUAUUAAUCGUUGUUGGGGUCCUGGAAUAUCGAUAUGGUAUCUUCAAGCGACUCUUAAAGAGACUUUCAGCAGCCGGGAAUGCUGAAAAUCAAGGUGAAAUUCAGCCUGGAGCUGGUGAAAAUAUGAGGAUGGUGGAAAGCAAAAUUCCACAGCAAGUUGAAGAUGAAGAAACUGAGAAACCAGAAUACUGUGUCCCUCUAGCUGUGGGGUCUUAAGAUUCUUAAAACUUUAUAUUAUUUUAUUUUAUUUUAUUAUAAAAAGUUUGUAUCAAAAUUCAGUAGAAUUUGAAAAAUUUUUGUAAAAAAAAAUCAUGUGACUGAAUAAUGGAUAGGCAAUCAUAAUGUUACAAAAGAGCGAAUAUUUACAAUGUCAGCUCAAUAACUGGAAUGAAGAAAAGGUCUAAAUUGGAAUCUUAAAAUUGAUAUAGCAAAUUGCUA
Molecule: messenger RNA, 5943 nt
Organism: Rhopilema esculentum
Lineage: Eukaryota; Metazoa; Cnidaria; Scyphozoa; Rhizostomeae; Rhizostomatidae
Source: RefSeq, a predicted model, not a curated record